Molecule: messenger RNA, 460 nt
Organism: Lotus japonicus
Lineage: Eukaryota; Viridiplantae; Streptophyta; Magnoliopsida; Fabales; Fabaceae
Product: growth-regulating factor 7-like
Exons: 2
Coding region: 84-413 (109 amino acids)
Biological process (GO): regulation of DNA-templated transcription
Cellular component (GO): nucleus
Molecular function (GO): ATP binding
Source: RefSeq, a predicted model, not a curated record
UGCUUUCUCCCUCUACCAUCAUCUUUGUUUCUUUCCUACUACUAGUAAAGUAGUGGUGCUGCUGAAUUUUUUAUUUUACUCAGAUGGAGGAGGGUGGUGUAGUUGAUGAAGGGAACACGGUUAUUAUGGAUAAGGGACAAAAAUCCUCCUCCAUUGUUGAACUUGAUCUCAGGGUUGGCGCUUACUCUACACCACAACAAGAGGCAAUAAACCCUGUGAUCUCAGGUCCGUUCACAGAGACUCAGAGGCGUGAGCUUCAUCAUCAAGUGAAAAUCUUCAACCACUUUGCCAAUAACCUUCCUCUUCCUCCUCACGUUGUCCAAUGUUUUGCUUCUGGUUGCAAUCAUCCAUACCUCAACGACAGAAACAGCAUAGAAUCUGAACCUGGUAAUUGCCGGAGAAUCGAUGGUUAGAAGUGGCGGUGUGAGAGCAGUGUUCUUCCUGGUCAUAAGUAUUGCCC